AUGGAGUUAUGCGAUGCUGAAUUUUUCCUUGAGAACGGAUUUGAUUAUGUUAGUACCAUUGGCCGUGGGACAUAUGGUCUGAUAUAUCAAGUUUAUGACCAUCAAUACUCACAAAACUUCGCAUUAAAACGAGUUUUAGAAACAGAUUUCAAUGAAAACGAAGUUAAGUGCAUGAUUGAAAUACGAAGCAAUAAUAUUGUUCCGCUUUAUAAGUACUAUCGAUUUAAACAGUUUGUCUACCUGUUAAUGGAAUACUGCCCCUUAAAUAUUGAAAGAUCAAUAGUUCAUUCUUCAAAGAUCAAUCUUGAUAAACAAUACGAUAUAGCACUUGGAAUUUCUGAAGCUGUUUACAGCUGCCAUAAAUAUUGCAUUGCUCAUGGAGAUAUAAAACCUUCAAACUUUUUACUCGACAAAUACGGACGAAUUAAAAUAUGUGAUUUUGGAUUGUCCAAGAAAACAUCUCCUGAACAAAACUGCACGACAUAUAACGGAACCUUAUUGUACGCAGCGCCGGAAGUAAUAAGCUGUCAGCCAUAUGAUGCAUUUGCUGCAGAUAUAUGGGCAAUGGGUGUUACCAUAUUUUAUGUUUUUACCGGGAAACACCCUUUUCCUGACAACGAUCGCCAAACCAUGAUACACUUAAUCAUGAAUUCUAUCUACGAUGAUUCCCAUAUCAGCGACGUGUUUAUUAAGCAAAUAAUACAGAGGUGUUUACAGGUUGAUCCAUCUCUGCGACCUUCAGCUGAAGUCGUUGCGAAAACGAUCAGAUCUCAAAUAAAAAACUCGAGUAGAAAGAAAUUCAUCCGCCAAGCUGCUUCUGCGAAAACUUCGGCAUCUUUGGUCUUGAAUUCAAAACUUAAGAGAAUGGCUUCUUCAAAGAGGAUUUCCUCUAUGUAA
Messenger RNA from Trichomonas vaginalis G3, 897 nucleotides. Its product is annotated as protein kinase protein. The record is from RefSeq and is a predicted model, not a curated record. Gene Ontology annotation, biological process: protein phosphorylation. The transcript has a single exon. Lineage: Eukaryota; Parabasalia; Trichomonadida; Trichomonadidae. Gene Ontology annotation, molecular function: ATP binding; protein kinase activity. The coding region runs from base 1 to 897 and encodes 298 amino acids.